This is a messenger RNA of Mya arenaria, 5831 nucleotides long. RefSeq lists its product as uncharacterized. Bases 690 to 3692 code for a protein of 1000 amino acids. Gene Ontology annotation, biological process: regulation of transcription by RNA polymerase II; anatomical structure development. The record is from RefSeq and is a predicted model, not a curated record. Lineage: Eukaryota; Metazoa; Mollusca; Bivalvia; Myida; Myidae. Gene Ontology annotation, molecular function: RNA polymerase II cis-regulatory region sequence-specific DNA binding; DNA-binding transcription factor activity, RNA polymerase II-specific. The transcript has 8 exons.
UGAUUCUGGACUGUAUUACGACUUUUCUUUUAAUUGACUUUGAAGGAGGAUCAUAUCGAUGGAUGUUCACACUGACUGGAUUUUUUUCUAGAGGCCUGGGUUCUGAAGUUUAUUCUGGAGAAUUUAUGUGAAAUGUGCCGCUCAGUUUCAUGUGAAGGAAUUCAGCUGUGCAUAGUUAACCAAGCAGAAAGGCUAUUCUGGUUUCUUGCUGCAGAAUUUUAGUUUUAGUAUUCUGGAGAAAAACGAACCCUGAACCACAUUUACCACAAGCCAGCCAGUCCCUUAUGGAACCUCAAUUAUUCUCAAACAGUUACCCCAUGCGGCUCCUCACAGGAUAUUGAUAACGGUUUUAUACACAGCUGUGCUCAUUCAACUGAUAAUGCUGUAGCUAUUCAGGCAUAGGCUGGUUGUCAUGCAUGAAUUAUAGAUUCGAAUGCUCCAACGGCUAGCUAGCGACUAGCCAGGGAGAAACUUUGCCAACGGAUCUGUUAUGCUAUUGAUUUCGGUCUGGGUAUUUCUUCAUGCACCAGUGAGCCUUAACAUUAGUGAAUACAAGAUCUGGCAGCCUAAAGGAAUUUUUGUACAAGACUUAUAAAUAAUAUCAGGAACUAAGGUGCCAAGAAGUCAGACUAUGAUACACUGAUGAGAUGCCAUUGCUCUGAUGUCCAGAUUAAAAUAACCAGUCCAAAAUGUCGAAAGAAGAAAAGGAUUCCACUGAAGUAGAGGAAAUUGUAGAAUAUACUGAACUGACUGCAGACGACAACUUCCAAAUCCCUGUGGCAAAGAUUCCAUCUCCUGAAAAGAGUAUUCAAGUGGAGGUUACUCUUAAUGAAUCAGGGGCAAAAACUGUGAAAAAUACAAGUGUAACCUUGACAGCAGGUGAAAAUGUAGACAUUGUAGCUUCCGCUGUUGAAAGUAGUGCCAUAACAGAAACUAAAGUCACUGAUGGUGUUGCUACACCACAGACAGAGGCUGUUAAUGGAACUCUGAUGACUGUUGCAAAGACUGAACCAAAUUCUGCACAGCAAGUGGCAGCCAACAUGGCGACAUUGACAAUACCGAACGUGCCGAUUACUCUAACAACAACGGACGGACAGGCAGUGACGCUAGCGCCCCAGCAGUACCAGUUUUUGCUACAGCAGCAGUAUCUCAAUUUCCUCCAAUUGCAGCAGUCAAUACUUUUGAACCAACAAAGUCAGCAACAACAACAAUCAACACAAACAACAACAACAACCACAGCAUCUCAGCCAACAGCUAGUGUUGCGGUAAAUCUAGUAAAGGAACAAACCACCGUUGCCCAGCAGAUGCCUAUCUCCAUAGCAACCACGAAGGGAGAACCCCUGGUUGUUAUGGAAACUGACGAUGUGUCAAUGGGUGGUAGAAUGUCACCGAUAGUCAGCAUUAUGGAUGCAGAGGACGAGAAAGCCUUAAAAGAGGCGAGAAAAAUAAAGCAAGAGGGAGAUGCCCGGAAUAUAAACCAAUAUGGACGAGAGUUUACAAAUGGGCGGCCCCUUCCUGAUCACCUCAGAGUGCAGAUAUUGCAGCUUGCCCUGCAAGGAAUUCGACCUUGCGAGAUCUCCCGGCAGCUACAAGUCUCGCAUGGAUGUGUCAGCAAAAUUCUAAACAGGUAUCGGAAGACAGGAAGUAUCAACCCCGGUCAGAUUGGGGGAAGCAAACCCAAGGUGACGACGACAGACGUGGUUGCUAAGGUCCGAUUUUACAAGGCCCAGAACCCGCAAAUGUUCGCAUGGGAAAUACGACACAAAUUGCUUGAGGAGGGAAUCUGCACAGAAAAGAACAUACCAAGCAUCAGUUCAAUCAACCGAAUCAUCCGCGACAAGGGGAUCUUACAUAGACGGAGUCUCGAUAGCUCAACGUCACUCGAAAACCUCGGCCUACCGACCACAUUUUCCGUCUCCGAAUCGGAGGAGAAUUUGGACAAUUUUCCUCUCGAUCACCGACAAAUUCAGUUGGACUCAGAGGCUAUUCAGAGAAUAAUGUUGGGACAGUCUAUCGAAUCAAGCUCGUCGCCAAUGGCAACGUCCCCUGGGCAAGGUCAGGGUCAAGGUCACGAUCAGCCCGAGGCGAAUGAGGGGUCCGGUUGCCCUCAGUCGCCCUUAUCUCAAGCCAUGAGGCAGAUUCAUUCGCCUGGGUGUAUGCCAGAUCUUGCUAAUGGAGAAGGGGUUGUCCUUCAAAUGGAGGAGGGUAGAGCUACGUUGAUUGCGACACCGCAUGUCAGUAAUGGUGGAAAAGGGAAAGUGAAUGAGGCCGCAUUGAGGAAUAAAUCCUCUUCCGGUAGUGAAAGUGAUGAUGUGUUUGAUAAAAAUAAUGGGAAAAUGAGAGCGAAUUUGAAAACACCUUCAAGUAUUCAGAAUGUUAUUUCAAACCUGAUGAAAACUUGCUCGGAAAGUGUUAGUCAAGAUCUUGAAGGGACCAGACUGAAAAACAUUGACGCAGCUACUAAUGAAAAACUUGCCAGUGAAAUUAAAAAGACUUUAAUGAAAGGCAGUGCAGGAAAACAAAGCCCCACAAUCUUGGUCUCACCUUCAGUGAGUGUCAGUAGCAUGAAUGGCAAGGGGAGUAACUCCCCUGGUGUUAGAAAGCAUUCAGGGGAAGUAACUAUCAGACCUAACAUUUCUGGAAAUGAGACUACAGUGACCUCCCCUAGUUUUGUUGCAACACCAGCACAUACCCCCGGGAGUGAGCGCAGAAGAAGCGCCAGCAGAUCAAAGCAGCCCCACCCAGCAUUCAACAUUUCUCCUGCCUCUAUGGAGAAAGUUGGCUCUCCUUUGUACAACUAUAACUUGCCAGACAGGGGUUUGGGAACCCUGGUGAGUCCAGUCUCUGUGGCUCUCUCAACUUCCCCACCAGCCAUGGCUGUCCCCAGAUUCCCUACAACGGCCGCGCAGAACAUACCCCCUCAGGUUCUGAGCAUGGUGUCCUCUGGCUGGCCCCUAAGUCGACCCCUUUCAUUCAGCCAUAGUCCUGGGCCAAGCGAUAGUGCUAGUUCCGGUUCCCCACUUGAUUUGUCUGCUGUGAGGGGUCCAUCACCUAAUCUGGCCAAGCCCAAACAAGAUAAGGUCAAGGAUGUUACCACGGUUACCAAGCCAACAGAGGAAAAACCUGCCACCCAACAACAGCUAAUACAGCAACAAUUUACCAAUGGAAAAGAGGCUAAUGUUGGCACAGCAACUAUUAAUAAUCAGAUUGUUACGGAUACAAACAUAAAAAUGGAUGCCGUGCAACAAACACCAACCAGCAAUUCACCUGCUCCUCAGUCCAAAGCGCCAUAUGUUCAAGAGAUGCUAUAUUUAUUCAACAAAGAACUUGAAAUUGUUUCUGUCGGUAAAAACAAAUGGAUUGUAAGAAAUGAACACGAGUUGGUAAAUACCGUGCGGGACAAUACUUCUCCUUCAGAGGCGUUAAGUCCGACUGGAAAUUGUGUUAACUGCCUGAAUGGGCCAAAACAAGAUUUAUUAUGUGCUAAACUGGGGCAGGAGGUCAAUAAAAGGUCAAUUGACCUUGACACAGAAGAACAAAGGUCAAAGGUUAAAAAGGUCACCAAUGGCGAUGUUCACACGGAAAAUGACUUGAUCUCUGACCCCACAUUUGUCACUGUGUCGUCUAAUGUGCUAGAAAAUAAUAACGCCACUGGCAUCAAAAACCAAGAAAAUGGUACAAAAGUUGUCUAAAAUAUAACCAUAAGGAAUUUUAAAUUCCGUGUACAAUGUGCUAACAUAAGUUCAGUAUUUAUUUCAUUAGCUGUCAAUUUCAGGACUUCUUUUAAUAUUUGAUAUUCUUGUUAAAAUGUAAAUUGAUAUUGUUUUAAGUAAUGUUUAAGUUUUUAUGUAGAGUUUACCCUGGUGGAGAGAAUAAAAUGUUACCGGUUAUUGCUUUUCAGCAUUAUGUAUUAGAUUAAUACAUCUAUUAGUAUCUGAUGUUGUGUUUCCCCCAAAUUUGCUUAAUUGUAUCUAUUAACUACAUGUAGGUAUCUUUAAAUAUCUAUUUGUUUUAAAAUCAUGAACAAAUUUUGCAAUUUUGUUGAUUGUUCAUUUUAAGCCUGUCUGAUUUUGAGAGUUAAAAAUAAAUCAAGAAAAAUGUGUUUUCAUUGCCUCUAUGUGCAAAAAAACUUGAACCAAGGCCAUAUAAACUCAAAAAACAUUCAAGAUAUUUCACUAAAACUUGGUACAAACGUUGCCAUAGAAAAGAAGCAAAUUUAAAGCAAGGUCCUUGACUAUGCAUUUAAUAAUUGUCAAAAAAACAUUCAAAAUAUUUCAUUGAAACUUGGUACAAACAUUGCCAUAGAAAAAAAGGACAUUAAUUUUAAAGCAAGGUCCUUAACUAUGCUUAAAUAAAUUAAAUAAAAUAAGUUAUCUCCCUUAUUGACUCAAAAGCAACAGACGAGCGUUGGUAUUUGCUGUUCGGCAUAUUUUGUUCAUUUUAGAUCAUGUUUAUAAUAUGAUGUUCAUUAACAUGUUAGUUGGUUCAUGAAAUAUUCUUAUUUGAUUGAAGCUUGUUCUAUACAUUGUUGUUUCUUCCUCGAGUUUUAUAAGGUUUCUUUUUAAAAGUUGUUGUUUGUUAUCUUUUAAGGCAUUUUUAUUGGAUGUACAGAAAUUCUUUUGGUAUGUGUUGUUUUUCUUUUAGUAAAUUUAAAAAUUUAUACAAAACACAGGAAAAAUUGUCAUUUUGAAAUAAAUUAAAAAAAAAAAACCAGCUCUAAAAUGGCUGUUAGGCCACACUUAUAAAAUAGUUCAUUGGCCUUACCAGGCCCUCAUUUUGGGGGUUGGGUAGGUAGGUAGGGUUUCAAAAUUAUUUUCACUAGCCCGACCGACCCAAUUUUUUCUGACCGAACCAACUCUCAUUUUGUUGUGGUUUUGAUUUUCAUUUGUAAUUUCCUAAACAAUGUGCAUAAUUCGAGUGAACAUGUUUAAAUUUGACUAGAUUAUAUUCAAAUUUUUCUACAAUUGAGACAUAUCCUGAUAUAGGUUUGUUUGGUAAAGAAUCCAGGUUUUCCAAAAAAAUGUAAAGUCUACUAUGGUACCUACCCAUUUUUUUUUUUGAGAUGUAAGUGGAAACAAAGAUCCUUUUUUUGGCCUUAUUCUAAAAUAAAAUAUCAUGAUGACUCAACUGAGAGGUCGGUCGCGGGUGAGGCCAAACAAACUGUUUAUUAUCUGUGGCCUUUAAUGGUAUUUCCUUAGAUUGAAACAAAACUACUGUUGUUAUAACUAGCGCACAAUAUUUUGAUCAUUGAAAAAGAGUUUUUAUUAUUGAUACUCUCUAAUAUACUAAGGUCUUUUUUAUCAUAUGUACAUGCAAACCUUCAUUAAUGUGUGACAUCAUCAGCGAAAUCAAGUGAUGUGGAGAAAUAAGUGACAUUUUCAUUUUUGUGAGGUUUCAUAAGCAGUCAAUGAUAGCUUCUUUUUUGCAUAUUUUCGAAAAAGGUUCUUUUUUUUAAUCUUACACAUUGUUAUAAAUUUAUGUUAUAAUCCUAUCUCUUGGUUAAAAUUUGUUUUUGUUGUUAAAAGAACUCAUUUUCGCAAACGACAUCACAAUUAUAUGAUGCGCUUUCAAAGUACUGAAUUAACAAAAUACGAUUUGCUUCAUUAGCUGUCUCCGUCACCAAUAAUAUGAACAUACCAUCACUCAAAAUGUUGUGCGCAAGUUACUCUACUUCCUUGACAAAAUAGAAUACAUUGUUGUUGUUAGUCAUUUUCCUUGCGUUGUAAACUGACUAUUGUGCAAAACACUGGUGGUGAUUGUAGUUUUCAUUCCUUUGUACUGUAACACUUAAAUUGACAAUCAAACAAAAAUAAAUUUUGAACAUGUGAAAA